This is a messenger RNA of Recurvomyces mirabilis, 669 nucleotides long. RefSeq names its product histidine kinase osmosensor. The annotation marks the transcript as partial. NCBI's taxonomy places the organism in Eukaryota, Fungi, Ascomycota, Dothideomycetes, Mycosphaerellales, Teratosphaeriaceae. The transcript has a single exon. The record is from RefSeq and is a predicted model, not a curated record.
AUGCGUAAUGAGGAAACAUUCGCGGCAGUUGCCAGUCUGCUCUCCAACCUUGCCAAGUCCCGUACGCCAGCAAACGAGCAUUCUUUUCCGGCGCACGCGAUCGCCAAUGGCGUCAAGAGCCCCAAGAUAUCACUGCCUGGCGAGAAUUCAGUGGAGAAGAGGACGUUGGAGCGCGAGUUGACCGCGCUGUCAUCGCGGAUUAAUUUUCUGGAAGCGAAAGCUGCGUCUGGCUCCGCAUCGUUACCUAUUACACUCGAUGAGCCUUUGGCUUCAGCAUUUGCAGAGACUCCAGCUUCGCCCAAGACUGCAACAACAGCGUCAAGAGAACGUUCGGCUUCGUGGGUCAACAGCCUGCUUGGUAAGAGCGACGGAGAUCAACGGACGUGGCAACUUACCGGAGAGCAAUUUGCAUGGCUGCGAGAGCAUAUCGACCAGCAAGGGCAGGAGAUCAAGAGCCAAAAGGACUUCAUCGACGGCAUCAAAUCGCAAUUGACGACCCAGCAGAUUGCGACCAAGGCUGCAAUAGACACACUGGGCAACUCUUUAUCUAUAGAGCAGCUGAAGGGGGAGAUUGAGAAGAAUGCGCAGAUCAAUGCCACCUACCAAAAAGUGCUGCGCGAGAUUGGCACGAUCAUCACAGCGGUAGCCAAUGGAGACCUGAGCAAGAAG